AUGGACACUUUUCAAGACGAUUUCAACUGGUCUUUCAAGGCCAAAAAACCUUUCAAGGUGAUAGUUGUUGGAGCUGGUGUCGCUGGACUAACCGUCGCCCUUGGGCUGAAGAAGGCUGGGCACGAAGUCUUGAUCUUAGAACGAGUACAUGAGAUUGCUGAAGUCGGUGCUGGAAUUCAAGUCGCCCCAAAUGCCGCACAGAUCCUAGGGCGCAUUGGUCUCCUGAGCGAUGUUAUGGAGAAGGCGAAUGUAUUAGAGAGAAACUCCCUGCGCCGGUAUGCCAACAACGCAGAACUAGGAACAGCCCCUUUAAUGCCAGAGGUCGGUCAGAAAUAUCAUGCUCCGUUGGCUGUCAUCCACCGAGGAGACCUCCAGCGCAUACUGUUAGAUGGCGUCCGGGCCGCGGGCAUCGAAGUGCGCACCAGCUCCCGGGUAGUCCGAGCGGUAGAUGACUUCGAAGCCAAAGUCCAGCUCGAAUCGGGAGAGUGGGUUUCAGGAGAUGUGGUGAUCGCCGCAGACGGAAUCAAAUCUGAUUUGCGUCAUCAGAUCGCAUCCCACCACGGCGUGAAAGAUACUUGUCAGCCCACAGGCGAUGCAGCCUACCGCAUUCUGAUCCCCAAAGAACAAAUGAAAGGGGAUCAACGCGCUCUGGAUCUGCUCAAUCAUAAUGUCGGUAUGCGCUGGAUGGGGCCUGGAGGGCACAUCAUGGGAUACCCCAUCAAGAACAACACCGUCUACAACAUGGUAUUGCUACACCCUCAGAAGCCAGGCGAUUCGAAUGAAGAAAGCUGGACCAGCAAAGGAGACAAAAAAGAGAUGCUCUCCUUCUACCACGAUUGGGAUGACUUGGUGCGAAGCCUAUUGAGUUAUGUCCAUGAAGAUGAAGUCAUGGAAUGGACAUUGAACUCCCAUUUCCCUCUUCCCUCGUGGGUGGAAAACAAGUGCGUCUUGAUGGGUGAUGCUUGUCACCCAAUGCUCCCAUACGUGGCACAGGGAGCUGCGCAGGCCAUUGAGGAUGCCGGUGUACUUACUUGCGCGCUCUCUUUGACCGACUCAAUUCCCACAGCAUUGGCAGUCUACGAGUAUGUGCGAAAGGAACGUGCGGAGCGGAUCCAGAAUAGUGCGGCGGUGACGAGAAAGGCGUUGCACUUACCCGAUGGAGAGGAGCAGCGGAAACGAGAUGAAGCCAUCCGAGGAUCGGGCAAGAACCCUGACUUGUGGGCUGAUCCUAGCUGGCAAGAAUUCAUGUGGGGAACGGACGUUAUGAAGAACACGGUCGACAAGUGGGAUAACCUGGUUGCACAGAGCCAUGGAUACCAUGUACAUGCAGUGCAAGCAAUUGCCUACUAA
This is a messenger RNA of Penicillium maclennaniae, 1350 nucleotides long. Its product is annotated as salicylate hydroxylase. The coding region runs from base 1 to 1350 and encodes 449 amino acids. Gene Ontology annotation, biological process: secondary metabolite biosynthetic process. Gene Ontology annotation, molecular function: monooxygenase activity; FAD binding. The record is from RefSeq and is a predicted model, not a curated record. NCBI's taxonomy places the organism in Eukaryota, Fungi, Ascomycota, Eurotiomycetes, Eurotiales, Aspergillaceae. The transcript is spliced from 3 exons.